Molecule: messenger RNA, 1347 nt
Organism: Penaeus indicus
Lineage: Eukaryota; Metazoa; Arthropoda; Malacostraca; Decapoda; Penaeidae
Exons: 5
Coding region: 1-1029 (342 amino acids)
Biological process (GO): protein dephosphorylation
Cellular component (GO): cytoplasm
Molecular function (GO): protein tyrosine/serine/threonine phosphatase activity; protein tyrosine phosphatase activity
Source: RefSeq, a predicted model, not a curated record
AUGACGCCGGUUUCGGGUAGCUCCUAUGGGGGGGCCCUCCCAAGGCCCUGGCGAGUCUUGCCUGUGACAGUCAAGCUCCUGGCCAAGUGGAAAGUAAAAACUAGGUCUGUGGGCCAGCCUUACUUACACUUCACUUUCACACUAAUACAACCACCCAACUUGAUAGUAAGAAAUGAAAACGUAGGUGUUAUUGUAACACUCACUGAAGAGGAACGGCUGCCUGCCACAGCCGGCAAUGAUUUUGAGUGUCACUUGAUUCCUAUCAUAGAAUUUGAACCACCGUCCUUAGAGCAGAUAUGUGAAUUCAUUUCAAUAUGUGAUGCAGCUCAGGAGAAGAAGAAGGCUGUAUGCGUACACUGCAGAGGGGGUUGUGGGCGCACUGGUGUUAUGUUGGCAUGUUACCUGGUCAAAAAACAUCUUAUGUACCCCUUGGCUGCAAUACAGUUCAUACGAGAAUUCCGUCCAUACAGCGUAGAGACAUCGGAGCAGGAACAAGCAGUAUGCAAGUAUAGUGAACAAUUAAGUAAUAAUAACAGCCAACUCACCAGAAGAAUUUCUGAAUUCAGAUCAGAUGAAUCACCCCCAUGGAAUUUUUCGUGGAUAGUCAAGAAUGAAUUGUGUGGUGGUGCAUGGCCGCGAUUUCAAGCAAAUGUAGAAUUUCUCAGGAAUGAAGGUGUAGGUGUUGCUGUAACUACAUGUGAAGCAUCUCCUUUGCCAACACCAUCAACAAACGACAUAGAAAUAUAUGUGAUUCCUAUUAAACCAAGUAAGGCUCCAUCCCUCUCUGACUGCAGGAAAUUCAUAACUAUCUGCAAUCAGGCCAGGAGUGAACAAAAGGCUAUGUAUGUGUACUGUAGAAUGGGUCUUGGACAAACUGGCACCCUUCUGGCCUGCUACCUGGUAAAAUAUCACCAGCAGCCUCCUGCCAAGGCAAUUGCAAUGGUUCGAGAAAUGCGUCCGGGCAGUGUAAAGAACGUGGAGCAGGAAAUGGCCGUUCACACAUUUUGGAACUUCUUGUAUUGUGUAUGAUUUUUUUUUCUAUUUGAUAAAGAUAUGUAAAGAUUUAUAAGAAGGAAGUGAGGUUUUUAAAUUCUCUGUAAUUGGGUUUGUAGCUUCCAUGUAGCAUUAUUUUAGUCAUGUUAGUAAGAGAUAACCAUUCUGAAUACAGGUAAUCUAUAUCUGGGAGUUAUUUAUUAAUAAUAAAAAGGAUUUAUAGAUAUAUAAAAUAUUUUUAUAGCCAUAGAAACUUGUACUUAUGAUUGAUAAUAGGUAAUGUUAGUCUUGGUAAUCUGAGAGGAAAUAAAUAUCAAGUGGAAUGAAUAUCUUCACAUCAUUAAAGAUAUACAU